CUCGAAGAUACGAAGAAGCGAAAACAAGUCCGUUUUAGUUUUGCUCACACACGAACGAGUCUCAUUCUGCAAGCUGGGAAACAGUGGCUUCAGCGCGUCAGGCUUGUUAUAGGAUGGUAUCGGAAGCUAACCAACGCCAACGCAACGCCUUUUGCAAGUAACGGACAACGGAAACAACACAAUUCGAUCUUUAAACCUACGUAACGCCGCAAACAUCCAAACUUCAAUUUCAAUUCCAUUCGAAUUCAAAGCGGCGAUCUCUCUCCUUCCUUACGCUGGGAUAACCCCAGAAUGAUGUUCAUUCGUCUCCUUCAAUUCCAUCUCCAUCCCUGGUCUUAGAAUUUAGUCAACAGCAGCGAUGUUGUUUCUGACGCCGACGCAGAAGUAUGCAGCUGGAGCCCUGUUCAGCCUCGCCAUACACCAUGCUCAGACUCACCAGACCUGCCCAUUGGGUUUCUCCGAUGACUAUCAAUCCGAAGAACGAACUAGUAGCGGUAGCUCCGGCAGCGAUUCUGUUUCCGAAUGUCCGGAUCUUUGGGUCCAUGAGAACUCGGGUCUGCUCCGUCCUGUUUUCAAGAUUCUGGACAUUGAUUCUGCUGCUUGGCGCGCGCUUGAAGAAACUGCUGGGUCUGGCCAUCCUGUGGGACCAUUCAUGAGAUUACUUUCUGAAGAAAGUGAUGAUGAUUCUUCUACAAAAUUAGAUCGAGAACUUGCUUUAUCAGAAGCAAUUGACAAUAUGGAAAACAGCAUGGGAAAAAGUGCAGCAUCUUCUAUGUCUAAAGAAAAGCACCGUGAAUAUGUGAAUCAAUGUCGAGAAAAAUAUUUAACUCCUCAUGUUCAAUCAAAUUCCGAAAACCUAGAGAUGCAUUUGGAGAUUCGUCAGGAGACAAAUACUCCUCUUCUUGAUGGCCCUGACCCACAUCAGGGAUUUACUAAUAAUAUGAUUGAUGAAAGACCUAUUGAAGAGGUAACAAUGCUUGGCUAUCAGAGGAAAGUAUCAGUUCUGUAUGAACUUCUCUCUGCUUGUCUGUCAGAUUUGGAUGAAAACAACAAGAAAUAUCACCAGAGAAGAAAAGGCUAUGAUGCUCGACAUCGCGUGGCGCUGCGGCUGCUUGCAACUUGGCUUGAUAUCAAGUGGACAAAAAUGGAGGCCAUUGAGACCAUGGUUGCUUGUUCUGCAAUGGCCUUUGUUAAAGAGCAAGAAUUAAAGAAAGAAGAAACAAAUUCAAAAGAAAGCAAGUGGGCUAAAUGGAAGCGUGGUGGCAUCAUUGGCGCUGCUGCAAUAACUGGAGGAACCUUGUUGGCCAUUACUGGUGGAUUAGCUGCCCCUGCAAUUGCUGCAGGGCUCAGUGCACUGGCUCCAACUCUAGGUACCCUGGUCCCUAUAAUUGGAAGUGGGUUUGCUGCAGCUGCUAGUGCUGCAGGAACUGUAGCUGGUUCUGUUGCUGUUGCUGCUUCAUUUGGAGCUGCGGGAGCUGGUCUUACAGGGAGCAAAAUGGCUAGGAGAGUUGGUAGUGUGGAUGAAUUUGAAUUCAAAGCUAUAGGAGAAAACCAUAACCAGGGCAGGCUAGCAGUUGAGAUCUUGGUCUCAGGAUUUGUUUUUGAGGAGGAUGAUUUUAUAAGACCAUGGGAAGGGCAACAUGACAACUUGGAGAGGUAUGCACUACAAUGGGAGUCAAAAAAUCUGAUAGCUGUGAGCACUGCAAUUCAGGAUUGGCUUACUUCAAGACUUGCAAUGGAGCUAAUGAAGCAAGGGGCCAUGAUGACUGUAUUAAGCACACUGUUAACUGCUUUGGCUUGGCCAGCUACAUUACUUGCAGCAACUGACUUCAUAGAUAGUAAAUGGGCAAUCGCAAUUGACAGAUCAGACAAAGCAGGAAAGCUACUUGCUGAAGUAUUGUUAAAAGGAUUGCAGGGGAAUAGGCCUGUGACACUCAUAGGGUACUCACUUGGGGCACGAGUUAUUUUCAAGUGUCUUCAGAUUUUGGCUGAAACUGAAAACAGUGCUGAACUGGUAGAAAGAGUUGUUCUUCUUGGAGCACCCAUCUCAAUCAAGGACGAGAACUGGGAAGCUGCCAGAAAGAUGGUAGCAGGAAGGUUCAUAAAUGCUUAUACUAGAAAUGAUUGGAUGCUUGGAGUUGCUUUCCGUGCCAGAUUUUGACCAAGGUAUUCCAACUUAAGCGUGAGAACAAUGGGUGUGUUACACCCCAAAAAUCAGGUGUGACCGACAUGGGUAUGGGCACAAACCUCACAUCCCUUAAGCCGUGAUCGUAGGAACUUUGAAAUUAAUACGCUAAACAUACUAAUAGAGGAAUUAAAAAUUGUUACAAUAUUAAAUUAGAUAUUCAAUUUUAAAAGAAACGUGAGGAUCCUAUCUGUAGUCUACGUGGAGCAUCUAAAGCCAGACGCCAACGUAGGUAUAAAGUUCAAAUUUUCAUCAAAUUAGGAUUUGACUAAAAUAAUUCUUCUGCUUCAAUUCAGCAAUAAAACUACUCAGUGGAUGUCUUGAGUCACGAGUUCAACUAUACCAUCUGAGACUAAAAUAUAUUUUCCAGUGAAUAACGUCCCAACAAUAAAUAAUAGAACAUAAAUAAAGUGUGAAGUUUGAAAUAGUUAUGUAAGUUAAAUAGAUAAAAUUUUCGUAAAAAUUUUAUAAACUUCAUAAUAAAAUGGCUCUAUAAAUUUCGAAUAAAAUCUUAAAUCAUUGAAUUAUCAUAAAAAAUGAUAAUAUCACUUGAUUUCAAGAAAGCACAUAAAUGAAAUCAAUAUUUUAAAUAAAUUAUUAAAUAAAAACUAAUAGAAUAUGAAAUCAUCAAACGAUUGGAUUCAUAAUUAUAGGGACUUAUCAGAAUAAUUAACAAAUAUGGAUACACAAUCUAUGAGGGUAACUAACCAAACGCGAUUUAUGCCAUAAAAACAAAAGUGGACACUCAGUUCAUGAGGGUAAGUAACCAAACGCAACUGAAGCUACGAAACAAACUUAGACACACAGUCCACGAGGGUAAUGCUAAUCAAACGCGGCUUGAAGCCACGAAAAAAACGUGAGUAUGAUGCUCAUGAAUAACCAUCUCUCUGUUCCAUGUGCGUUGGCCAUCGCAUGGGGCUAGCACUUUCUAUAAUCACCUUGCUAGCUAGGUGUACCAUGGCGCGCCAAGGGCUAACGGAACUGCCGUUAGCAACCAGUGUUCCAUAUAAAGUCCCUUUCAAAUUCAAUUUCAAACAUGCGAGAAAUUGAUCAUUAUUCAAUCAAAUUUUUCUUUUCAAUGUCGAACUCGCAUGAAUCAUUUUUUCGUAAUAAUUCAAUAAUUUUCAAAAUAAAAUCCCACAAUUAGAAUUCAAACUUGUAUUUACUGAUUAACCAAAAUGAUCAAUUCUGGUAAACUAAUUUCACGAAAUAAAGUAAUUUAAUCAACAAAAUAUCUCAUAAUCACAUUGUUGUAAAAAGAAUUUGCAUAAAAAUGUAAUAUUUGAAUAAAAGAUUUUAAUGAAAUAUCAGUUGGGACGCUAUUCACUUACCUGAAAAUUUCUCAAUAAUCUUAUAAUUAGACUCCCUCAAUUUCUCGCUUUCUCCAGUGAUACUCCAAAUUAAUCUAGCAUUUAAACCAACAACAUUCAACCCCAACCAUUAACACUCUUCUUAUUCCAUGUUUAAUAAGAACCUCAAUCAUCACAUAACCUAACAAUUUUCCUUUUUGGUGCUAUACAAAUCCAACAAGUAAGUCAACUUUACAACUUGUAUGUAAAGACAUAUAUUUCAUCAACAAACUAUUCAAUUUCAAGGAUUCAAAUAAUUACAUUAUUAUUAUUAUUAUUAUUAUUAUCACCUUUGCAAUAUUCUCUAGCAAACAUUUCAACAAAUAUCUUAUAAGUACCAAUAUUUAAGUUUUAUAUUUAAGCUAUUCUUUUCCAACUUCAUCCUAACAAAUUUUUCAACAUCACCCAAUCUAAACAAUUAGUUCAACUGAAAAAUUAUGACCCAUGAGUAUAUCAUUCUCAAUCUUUAAGAUAAAUUGGCAGCUCAAUAUUUGAAUUGUCUCUUCCCUAUAACAGCAUGGCAGCAACAGAAAACACACUAAAAUUCAGUAGUUUCACGGACACACAGAGCAAACCACACUCUAACGCACAGCAACAACAGUCCACAUUCACAAGUGCAGAAAAUUAUUUCCAAUUCAAUUUAAAUUUCUUCCUUUUUUCAUCGCACGGACAGCAGUAUCACAAGAGGAAAAAAAACUUCAACUAAUAAUUCACACACUCACGCACACAAGAUUAUCAGGAAGAAGAUCUCAAUGCUUCUUACCUUAA
Messenger RNA from Prosopis cineraria, 4302 nucleotides. RefSeq lists its product as uncharacterized. NCBI's taxonomy places the organism in Eukaryota, Viridiplantae, Streptophyta, Magnoliopsida, Fabales, Fabaceae. The transcript has 14 exons. The record is from RefSeq and is a predicted model, not a curated record. The coding region runs from base 359 to 2161 and encodes 600 amino acids.